AUGAAUCGCCAGAUCCAUUGGACACAAGAUCCCAGAUUCAGCCAUCUGCGGAAUCAGCCAGCUUGGUAUCAGAUCAGACCCACUCCUUUCUACACCCCCCGUCCUUCCGCAAUUAUGGAGAAGCGGGCUGCCGAAGAACGAAAACGACAAUGGCAAUGGCAAAUUGCUGAUGGUGCCCGUGAGGCCGUCAACAUUACCUCCUGCCUGGCUGCAACAUUCUGGCCAUGUGGAAUAUAUUCCCGAACCUCUCAGCGUCUCAAGGCAGCUCUUUCCGGUCAUGAUACCGAGUUAGUUCCUAAUCGUGGUUGCUGUAAUCCGGACUGUGUUCAGUUUGGCCUUUGCCUUCCAUUCUAUGGCUGCCUUUUGGCAAAGCUCCAGACAACUGUUCGUACCUUUUAUGGCAUUGACGGCACUGACUUCUCGGACUGGUACGAUGCCUUCUGCUGCCCCUGUCUCACGAUGAUUCGAAAUGAGCAAGAAAUUUUGCUUCGAGAAAAGCAGCACAGGAAACUCAAGGGACGUCACAACCACGACCAGUCCAGCACCCGUCAAUACCAUUCCCAGACUCCCAUGACAUAUCUGAGCCCAGAUUCUUGCAAGUCCACCAACACACAAGCUCAGCGCAAGAACGCCAGCCAUCAACUGAGCAGUGAUGCUCUGAGCCCAGCAAAUACUGCCGCUUACCCGCAAGGUGAUGGCCGAGCAGACAAGGAAAGUUCAAAACCGCUGAAACCCACAAUCGCCAAGAUAGUGGGAAAGCAUGCUUUGGCAGACGAUGAAGUUGUCGUGACUGGGAACGCGAACUCACUGCAUGACUUGCGGACCGACACCCUGAUCAAAGCCCACCACAGUGGUAAUAGUUUGUCCCACCAGCUGAACGAAGACGCUACUACACCUGUGAGGACCCCUAUCUCGGACUCUGACCAUGAACUGUGUUGCGAUCCAGUCACAGACUGGGCCAAGCCGGCCGUCCAUCACAGUUUGGGAGAUGAUGAAACAACGGAUUCCGGCCCGCUACGUCGUGGCCACGACCUCGAUAAAGACGUCAGCAUUAACACUAUCCAGGGUGAUCCUAAUCAACACGACAUUGGCGUCCACAAGCCUUUUACGAUUCAUUCUUCCAAGCCAUCUCUUCAUCAUCUGAACGAUGACACGGCCGUUUCAUCAACAAGUACAGGCAAACCUGGACAUGAUCUCGAAAAAGAUGCCAAAAUUGAUUCCCUACUCAAGUCUCGAACGACACACAAUCUUGAGGGCCAUGAAGUGAUGAAGAAGGAGAGUAAACUACCGGUGCCGCACAAGCUCAACAAAGACUAA
Messenger RNA from Ustilaginoidea virens, 1317 nucleotides. RefSeq lists its product as uncharacterized. The transcript is spliced from 4 exons. Lineage: Eukaryota; Fungi; Ascomycota; Sordariomycetes; Hypocreales; Clavicipitaceae. The coding region runs from base 1 to 1317 and encodes 438 amino acids. The record is from RefSeq and is a predicted model, not a curated record.